GUCUCAGAGGCUACGGCGCUCCACCGCGCUGUAGCACAUGGAAACAUGGCGCCCCCGUGUCCUGUUCCUGCACAGCCUCUGAUCACCAGAACGCGUCGAGAAACUAGCUAAGCUUUGCAGUUGGAUCCUGUUCUAGGCCGUGCUAAUAAUCAGCUCGCGCGUUAAACCUCUAGCUCGGAGCUGACGCUCUAUAUAAACCCUCCCUCUCCGCUCCCCAUCCACCCCCAUCCCUUGCUACCUGCAUCUAUCGACCUUGCAUUGGCGAGCUCACAGUUCAAUCAGGUCCGGUUCGGCUUCAGGCCGAGCUCGUCGUCACCGAGGAGAUGGCGCUCUCUCACCGCAUGGCCGCGCCCGUCCUCUUCUUCCUGCUGCUCCUCGUCGCCACAGAGAUGGGGCCGGCGACGGUGGCGGAGGCGAGGCACUGCCUGUCGCAGAGCCACCACUUCAAGGGUCUGUGCGUGAGCAGCAGCAACUGCGCCAACGUCUGCAAGACCGAGAACUUCCCCGGCGGCGAGUGCAAGACGGAGGGCGCCACCCGCAAGUGCUUCUGCAAGAGGAUCUGCUAGCCGCCCCCGCCCCCGCCCCGGCACUGCACUGGUCCUCCCGCCGUUGUUCGUGUGUUCUUCCUUCUGUUUGUCGGUUCCUCAUGCGCGCACGCUGCGCCGUGAACGCUGUAGCGGGCUGUGUUCCUCUCGAUCGUCUUGUUCUCUUUUCCUGGAAUAAAUUUGAACUCGGUGGCGGUGCUGGUGAUGCCGAGGUGUGCGAUGCCUGUGCGUGUGGAUCAUCUCGCUGUUGUUCUGCAUCCGUAUGCACUCCAUUAUUGGUGUACUCGUAGUCGUAGGCAAGGUGAUGUAAGGUCCUCCUUUCAACAUUGAUGUAAUAAUGCAAUGCAGUUUCGUGCUAGACAGCUUAAUUAAGUGCCAGGUUUUCUUUAA
Messenger RNA from Panicum virgatum (switchgrass), 935 nucleotides. Its product is annotated as defensin-like protein CAL1. Bases 324 to 566 code for a protein of 80 amino acids. NCBI's taxonomy places the organism in Eukaryota, Viridiplantae, Streptophyta, Magnoliopsida, Poales, Poaceae. The record is from RefSeq and is a predicted model, not a curated record. Gene Ontology annotation, biological process: defense response. The transcript is spliced from 2 exons.